AUGCCCUCUUUCGCUGCGCAAGCAAAGUUGACAAAGGCCAGGAGAUUAAUCAUUCGGGACGACCCUGAUGAGGCAUCGCGAUAUAUUGCCGAUUACAUUCUUGAACGCAUCAAAGGCUUCGACCCUUCUCCUGAGCGUCCCUUUGUGCUGGGCUUGCCAACCGGCAGCAGUCCGAAGCUCAUUUACAAAUAUUUGGUGGAAAGCUUCAAAGCAGGCCAGAUAUCUUUUCGCGAUGUGGUGACAUUCAACAUGGAUGAAUAUGUGGGGAUCCCCCGCGAGCACCCAGAAAGCUAUCAUAGCUUCAUGUACCAGAAUUUCUUCAGCCAUGUCGACAUUGAUCCUGCCAACGUGAACAUUUUAGAUGGAAAUGCAUCCGACCUCGAAGCCGAAUGCCUCGCAUACGAAAGCAAAAUUAAAAACGCCGGCGGGAUUGAGCUAUUCCUCGGCGGCAUUGGCCCGGAUGGGCAUAUUGCAUUCAACGAGCCAGGCUCCAGUCUUCGAUCGCGCACUCGUGUCAAGACGUUGGCGUACGACACAAUUUUGGCAAACUCACGAUUCUUCAAUAACGACCUGAGCCAGGUUCCACGUAUGGCGUUGACCGUGGGCGUGCAAACAGUUCUGGAUGCGCGAGAAGUGGUAAUUAUCACCACAGGUGCACAUAAGGCGCAAGCGCUUCAAAAAAGCAUCGAGGGAGGCGUCAACCACAUGUGGACACUUUCGGGUCUCCAGCUGCACCCUCACGUCAUGAUCGUCGCCGACGAGGAUGCGACGUUGGAGCUACAAGUCAAAACGGUCAAAUAUUUCAAGAGCAUUGAAAAAGUCGCGCGGGAGCUCGGGUUCGAGCAAAAACUUUCGUCGCCAAUCGAAGCCAGCAAAAAAGCUUCCAUGGUGAGUCGGAUGCUGAGUAGCAGAGCCGGUGCCGGUGGUUGGCCGCUUAGUAGUGGAACGGCAUCCACCAACCCCAAAAACCUCACUGUCGAUACUUCAGCCGUUCCUCCCCGACCUGUCACCCCAGAAUUGGUUCCCGACAGUAUGCAUUCGCGGACACCAGUAUAA
Molecule: messenger RNA, 1056 nt
Organism: Xylona heveae TC161
Lineage: Eukaryota; Fungi; Ascomycota; Xylonomycetes; Xylonales; Xylonaceae
Exons: 5
Coding region: 1-1056 (351 amino acids)
Biological process (GO): N-acetylneuraminate catabolic process; D-glucosamine catabolic process; carbohydrate metabolic process
Cellular component (GO): cytoplasm
Molecular function (GO): glucosamine-6-phosphate deaminase activity; identical protein binding
Source: RefSeq, a predicted model, not a curated record